UGUACCAACUCUUCAGUUAAGAAGGGUAUCUCUUGUGAAGCCUCUUUGUGGUACCAGUAGGCAUUGCUAGGUUAUAUAUAGUAAACGCCAUCUCUUGAGCUUGUGAGCAAAUGUUACCUUCGGAUCAGUCGUCAACGGUUUUCCAUUAGUCGUACUGAAAGUUUGAACACAUUUAUGGCGUCGUUUGGUUGACGCCUUGAUAGCGUCUUUCCAAAAAUGGUGAAUAAAUUGUGCUUCGUCGAUGGUUGUCAAACUCGAAGUGAUCAAGAAAAUGGCCCUGCCACAUUCUUUCGUCCACCUAAGGAUUCUUUCGACGAAUGGAAAAAGAUUUUUCCAGAGAAAACACUUUUGCAAACUUCCCGUCUAUGCUGGAAGCAUUUUGCUGAGGAAGACAUCGUUAAGGGGAAAAUGAUUGGACAAGAAUUUGUCCACCAGGAACGAAGACGCCUUAAAAAGGAGCUAAGCCAACACUUCUUCUAGGUAUGUGGGUAUUGUGUUGUCCUUUAUUGUGUGAUCAUACAGUACUUGAAAUAUUUUUUUUUCCAAACAAGAAAGAUAAUAACAUUAAUUUUGAAAUGCCAUCUUAUUGCCAUUGGCCGUAGCGAAUGCCGAUAGGGAUGGAUCCACUGUUUUGGACUUAGAAUAUUUUUCAAGUGGGUUUUUCAUUUAGUUCAAGAUCGGCCACCAGGCGUCUCUGACGAUAGAUAACCUUGUACCACGAAGAGGCUUCAGCUGAGAUACCCUUCUUAACUGAAGAGUUGGUACACCUCCCUUUUACACCAUGCUUUCGGCAAACAUUUUAAUCCGUGUGAUCUAAGCUGAAAAUCUGUGAUUUCCAUUGUUUGGUACCACUGUCUCUGGAAACAUUACGGAAUCCCUUCCCUACGACUAGCACCGUGAGUACCUGCCACCUGACGGAACUUUAUUGAAACCACAUUUAUCUCCAAAACAAAGAAACAUUCCACCGCAGCGUUUUGAACGUGCAAAAUGUACAGUGGGAAAAUGAACUUCUCCAACCGAAGUUUUAUUUCCCUCUUCUUUGUGUGUCCCACUUUUGCAACGAAACCCUUUGGUAAUUUUACCAGGGGAAAAACUCCUUGGGCCAAAGCCAAAUCAGACGUCGUGAUGGGACAGUUAUGUUCCGGACACUGUCACACCAGUGCUAUUCAAGAAUGGACCAAAAUGUGUCUACCAAACUAAUCACAGCAGUAGGCGAUGCGCCAAGUUUCAUCCAUCCGGAUCGUGCUCGUCCUCAUCCGGUCGCUGUGGUCAAGUUUCGUCGGGGUGACGUUCAACUGGCCAUGACGUUCAGGAAGAAAAGAAUAAAAAAGUUUGUGGAGAAAUAAGGUCCGCCGAAAAUCAUCGACGUGAACGGAAUAAAUUGUUGCUAUUGAAUUUGCGGUGCUGCAGCGCGCUCUGAAGACUGGGCGGCAAAAAACAUGGCGCUGCUAACGCGCUUCAUCCGCCUUCCGGAUCGUGCCAACACGCACGUGUUCACGUUCGUUGUGACGCGUUCGGUCACGCGGGACCUGCAUCGCGACGUGACUUCUAAAGAGUUCAGCUACGGCUACCACAGGUGGGCGAUAACAUUCUCGCGGGCCGGCAAAGUUCUCGGCGUCUACCUCGUCUGGCGCAACCCGUCCGAGGGGAUGCGAGUGUACAUCGAUUUUUCGUUCACGUUGCUCAAUCGGGAGCAUUUCAGCUCCAAUGAGACGUUCAGUGGUCGGCAGAUCAAGUUCACGUUCGAUUCGCCGGCCCAAGGCAACCGGCGCUAUAUCCCCGUCGACGACCUGUACGAGCGCAAUUUCACGGAUGCCAAUGGCGAGUUUCAGCUCGAAUUGACGGUGGCCAAUCCGCGAACUCUUUACGAAACGGAUCUGAGACUUCCGCUGGGCUCGCCCGGCUCGUCUUCGUCGUCAACGACUUCGUUGGCAACAGGCGGCGGUCAUCAGCGUUCCGCUUCGCCUCUGCCUUCGCACCAUCAACACCAACAACAUCACCACCAUCACCUCGGCGGAAGCACGGGCAACCUGUCGACGUUGGUCCAGCAACAGAAUCACGUUUCCCACCACAACAGUGGUCAUCAUGGCUCUCUUCAUCUUCACGGCCAUCACCACAACGCGACGCAGUUGCCGAAAACGAUGAAAAUGGAGACGACGUAUUUUGCGUUUGGCGGAUUCGAUUGGAACUUGUCGGUCGUGAUGGAGCCUUAUUCGGUGACUGCCGCCACAUCUGCAGCUGGUCUCACGCUCAACCUGGCCGCUCAACUGGCCGGCAACCCCGAUAGAGAAAGCCCAUCGCACAGAAGCAGAAACUGUCAAUUGUUGGCCGGUGGCGUUGAUCCAGUUCCGGCUUCUAUAGCGGGAGUCUUGAGUGAUCACGUGGGCAAUGGAACGCUGGCCCUUCGUUUGAGGCGAUUGACGGGCGUCGACCAUCGCAGUCGGUCACGCUACUACAUUUCGGUGGGCGAGGGUGACCGACGGCUCUCUUCCGGGCUCAUGGACGAUAUAUCCGAUGCUGAAGGAGCCGGAUCUGUUUGGUGUCCUCGAGUGCGGUUGCAGGACGUUGCACCUAAAGGAGUGCUCCGACUCAUGGUCGAACUUGUUUCUGCCAACACUCUCAGCGAUGCGCUCAUCACGUUGGCGCCCAACAAUCAAGUGACAGGCACUCCAGGCGGAAUCGGGGGCCUGUCGGCCGGUACCUGCUACGACCGCGAUAAACAAGCCUGGUCUUUCGAAGCAGACACUCAUUCGGAAAAUGCCACCCUGAGAGUUCGCGUUGUCUACCGCGACGUCCGCAACGUGCCGCGCAAUCAUAUCAGGUACGUGAGUUGGCAGGCGGCCAUGCUCCGACCGAACAAUAAAGUCAGCCAGUGUGACGCUGUACCGUUCUCCAGCACGCACUACUCCAACUACUACGUUCAAGAGGAGGCUGAUGACGGCGUCGUCAUGGAAUCUUCAGUGCCCGUAAAAGACUUAUUGAAGGUGGCCAACGGUUACGUCAACGACAAGCAGCAGCUUCGAGUCCAGGUAGAGUGGGACGAGACACUCCUGUUGUUCCAAGCAACCUAUCACAAGUACGACGAUGUUGGACGCAUUCACAACUACCAAAUGAGGAAAGAAAUAACCGCAUUGCAAUCGGAAAACUACAGUUUGGAGAGGCAACUUUUUAGUUACCAGCGAAGCCUGGCCAUGGCCCAGGCUCGCAAUGGUGUUCAGCCGCAAGGUCCGUCCGACGACAACACGCCUUCGUCGUCGGCCAACGGCGAGUAUCCGCCGCAUCGGGACCAUUCGCAUUCACGCGAUUUUUUCGCCCGCCGUGAGGAGUCGUCUGACACGGAAUACGCGUAAAUGACGUUCACUCGUUGUCCUUUACUAUAUCAUUUCCGCUUUUGGUUUUCCUCCAUUUGCAUCACUCGCCAUUUUUAAUAGUUCAAGUCUGACACCUAAACUGCUGCCCGGUGUGUUUGUACUUGCCACCGCACGGUUAAUGCGGUUAAUGCAUUUUUUUCUCUCUUUUCCAUCUCUGUCGAACUUUUUUCUCGUUUCGUUCCAUUUCAUUGACGCGGUAUAGAACUCGUUUCAUCUUGUUUAAUCAUAUCAACGAAACGAGGAGUUAAAAAAAAAAAAAAAAGUGGGAGGAAAAAGAAAAGUUCUAUUUAUGUAAAUGUGUGCGUGCUGCACAUGUCAAAGGGCACACGUUUAAACUUUUUUGAUGUCACUUUUAUUCUAUUGGACAAAAAAAAUGCAAAUGACUUUCAUUUUCAUGAUGCGAAGAAAAAAAAUACGUUUUUUCUUUUUACGGUUUUCUGCGCUAUGACGAAGUUUAACUUUGAUCGUCGUUUCAAGUCUAUUCUAUCCUCUUUUCUAGUUCCUAAAUAACAUCACAAUCUUUUUUUUUGUGUCUUAUAUUUCGUCAGUUUGUUAUUUUUUUUUAAUUUGUUCUUAUUGUUAUUCACCAUUCAUCUUCUUAGGUCCACGGCCUUUUACGCUCUUUUUUACAUUUACAUUUUACAUAACGUGAAGAUAUAACGGCAAUGUAACAUUCUUCUUAUAUAGGGGAGCAUUUCAUAACAUACCUAUGUGUUGAAUCCAACUACCAAAACAUCAUUUUUUUAAACUCUUCCUACACACACACACAUUACAAAAACAAAAAAGAAAUCCCGCGUCGUGCCGAUGCAGUUUAUUUCCUCUCGUCCCGCGUGAAAGACGAAAAACCAAUACUAUCUUUCGAUAUAAAUACAAGAAACGUUUCAAUCUU
Molecule: messenger RNA, 4260 nt
Organism: Daphnia magna
Lineage: Eukaryota; Metazoa; Arthropoda; Branchiopoda; Diplostraca; Daphniidae
Exons: 8
Coding region: 1440-3350 (636 amino acids)
Molecular function (GO): protein binding
Source: RefSeq, a predicted model, not a curated record